This is a messenger RNA of Styela clava, 3855 nucleotides long. RefSeq lists its product as uncharacterized. The record is from RefSeq and is a predicted model, not a curated record. Gene Ontology annotation, molecular function: protein binding. Lineage: Eukaryota; Metazoa; Chordata; Ascidiacea; Stolidobranchia; Styelidae.
AAAUAGAAUAAAAAUUAAACUUAAUAACACACAUAGAAGAAAGGUAUGAGAUUGCUAAUAGGAUUACUAUUGUUUGGAAUAUGCUGGGCACAGGAUAGAAUACCUAUCACCACUUCGAGGGAUAAAUUGGACCUCAGGGAUACUGCUGUAAUUCUGCCGGAAAUUGAGCAUGUUGAUGCCGGUCACAACCCCGUUGAUGUUCGCUUUGAAACUGAUGCCCAAACAGUAACGACGCAAGGUGGCAGUGACGAGGAAUGUUCAACAAACUGUGACUCGUCGUCAUCAGAAUGUGAAGGUCAAAGUUCAGAAUGCACUGGGUCAUCAAAUUGCCAACAACAAGGAUCCUACUCUUGUCAAUCUGGCAAUAAUAAUUGUUGCGGAUGCUGCUGUGGGUGUGGCGGGGGCGGGUCCUUCACCAAUCACAUACUCUUAGAAUCUAUGAACAGGAUUAUGCAGGGACCACCAGGUGUUCAGGGGAUUCAAGGUCUUCAAGGACCAGCAGGAUUGCCUGGUAUGCCAGGAUCAUCAGGAAAGCCAGGAAUGCCAGGACUACAAGGCCCUCAAGGAAUACAGGGUAUCACUGGACCAGUAGGAAAAGGUCUUAAAGGCGACUGCGGACCCAAGGGCCCAAAAGGUAUGCCAGGAAACCCAGGAGUCAGUAUCCCGGGCCCUAAAGGAGAACCUGGUCCCCCUGGCCCACCAGGACAAUUUGACUAUGGGGAAUUGAAAGCCCCAACACCACCCACUGAUGGAUUAAAUGGGGGUGAAGAAUCGCAGGGAAUAAAAGGAGAAAUUGGCCCCCAAGGUGAAAAGGGAGAACAAGGUUUUGAAGGGCCAAUGGGGCCGGAAGGGCCACGUGGGUUGCCCGGACCGUCAGUUAAAGGGGAGAAAGGAAUGACCGGGCCACAAGGGCCACCUGGACCCCCAGGGGAGUUAUUAGCAAAUGUCACCGGGGGAGGGUUAGGGAGACCCGGUAUUCAGGGGCCAAAAGGGGAGCCCGGAGACUCUAUCAAAGGGACCCAAGGUGAAAAAGGGCAACAAGGAGAAAAGGGUAUGCCUGGGGUUGGAGAAAUUGGCGGAAAGGGUGAACCUGGGUUACCUGGACCCCGUGGGGAGACUGGAAUUGGGGAACAAGGACCCCCUGGGAAGGAUGGCAUGGGAAUAAAAGGGGAUAGAGGAGAGCGUGGUCUCCCCGGCCCCCCAGGGGACUUGGGUGCAGGAAAUUUGGUCACUGGUGAUUUAAUUAAAGGGGAACCUGGAGAAACUGGGCCCAAAGGUGAAAAGGGGGAACGGGGCACAAUUGGGCCACAAGGACAAAUGGGGGUAGCGGGUAUUAAAGGAGAGGCUGGAAGAAUGGGUCCUGCUGGCCCCCAAGGUCGCCCAGGAAUCAGAGGUGCAAACGGAAGAUCAAUUAAGGGUCCCAAAGGCAUGCAAGGGGAGGGAGGGCCUAAGGGUGAAUCUGGCACUGGGUAUCCUGGACCCCCUGGCCCACCUGGACCCCCAGGAAGAAGUAGUGGGAGUAUCGGCUUUUUCCCUAAUACAGGAGGGAGUUCUUCUGAUUGUUGUCACCCACAAAAAGUCGCAUUUAUGGCUGGUUUGUCUUGCAAUUUCAAUGGACAUUACGAGCGCAUAGCGUUCGAUACUAUUAUAACAAACGAAGGGAGUGCAUACAGCGAAAAAUCUGGCUGUUUUAUUGCACCUGCUGCUGGACUUUACAUUUUUCACGUACAUAUACUAAGAUGCCAAAAUGGGGGGCCGUUAUUUAUGCACCUCAUGAAGAAUAAAGACAUGAUAAGUUCGGGAACAAACCAAGAUGUCCGCUUCGAAACAACAAGUACGAGCGCUGUCUUACAAUUACGAAAAGGUGAUGUUAUGUGGGUGCGAUUGCGACAAGGGACUGUUUAUGGACAUACCCCGUCCCAUUAUUCCACAUUUUCGGGGUACGCUCUCACUUUAGAUGAAGAUAUUGACUCUAGCGCCAUCUCAUGGGAGCGCGCUGACGCUGUUAGUUUUGCGCUUCGAAAACCAAAAACUCGCAGUAAAUACCUAGGUGGAACAAGGUCACCUAGAGUUGAUGGUGAUCACAGGUGAUUGGUCAAUAGCAAUGUCAAUCAUUUAAGGACUUUAUCUGAUUGGUUGAUCAAAUGAAACGGUUGGGGUUAAAAAUGCAUGUUGUGUUGAAGUAAUCAUAAUACAGGGAAAAUUUUAUCGAUACCAUAUAUUGUUUUGGCCUUCAUAGAUGAAAUAAAUGAUGCAAAAAACUUGAAUAAACACUGAUUAAAAUGAAAUAAUCCUGGUUAAGAAAUAUUGAGAACUGACUUCAUAUCAAAAUUUUGAAAUUGUAUUUCUAUGAACACCCUGUUUACACAGUACGUCAGUUCAAAUAGUAAAAAUGGCUGGCUUUACGAUGACAAAAAGUUAACUUUUUCAAUGUAUUCUAUUCAAAUGAAAUGAAAUAGAUUUAAUAACAGACAAGAAUUGUGUCUAAAGGCAUAAGCCACAUGAGGAAAAAUUACUACUUUAAGUUAUUAUAUUGGUUAUAAUACUUGAUAUUUGUCACUUUAAUCAAAAAAUAUAUAAAUAAAUAUUUGAGUCCUGGUAUAGAAAUAGCAGUAUUGAUGUUAUGUACUUAAUAAAUGAAGAAAAAAAAUGAAUUCAUUUCAGAAAUCACCCAAAAUUUGGUGAUAUUGGCUGAUGGUCAGACAUAACAUAGGCUCCAGUUAAUAAAUUCUAAUGGUAUUUCGCCAAAAAUAUGACAAUAACCCUGUCUGGUGAAAUACACUGAUAUUUAGUAAACAAACCUGACAAAACAUAAAACAAAACAUUUAUUAUUUUAAAUGAUGAUUAAUAAAUGAAAUACUUUGCUAUACUACAUAUUGCUUUCGCUAUUUUAUUUACAUAUUAUAUACCUAAAUUCAUUUUUUAUUUUAUUAUUGUAAUCUUUAUUUGUUUAUAUUAUUGCCUCUCUUUCUGUAUUAUGUGUGCCAUUUCUAUAUUAAAUUUAUUCGUUAAUAUCAUUGUCUUGAUAAGCUUUUAAGACUCCUAUCUAUUUGGUAUCUACUGAUAGUAUCAUGAAAUUUGGGACAAUUUACAUUUGUCACAUUUAACCACCUCAUUCACGUUUUCUCGACGAUUAUUUCAGAAACCGCAAGGUCUUCGUUCCAUUAUAUUUUAGAUGGCUCGCAGAUGGCAUAAGUUGGUUUAGAACAACUGGAUAAGUAAAUGGAUUAGAAUUAGGAUUUAACCAAAUUAAAUGCUCGUUCCACGUGGUGGCGCACACCGUUCAAAAUUGACACUUUGCCGCAAGCCACAUAAUUUUUUCUGGUGGGCCCUAUUUGGCCGCAGUUUGCACAUCCCUGGCCUAGUGCAGUGGUGCCCAUCUUAAAUGGCUCGCGCCCUUCAGAAAGCUUUUAGCACUCAUGCCCCCUCCCCCUCAUUCAACUCCUAGACGUAUUCAUAGCGUUAUUUUGAUUGGUAAAUAUCGAACCCCAUAUAUAUUCAAACAAUUCAUGCAAACAAAACACCCUGUAAAAUAAUCUAGUCAAGCAAUGAAACUAGGAAGAAUGAGGAGUUUCAUUGUAAAGGAAAGAUCAGUUCUGCGACUAGCGCUGCCCCCCCCCCCCCAACUGGGCCACAGGCCCCUGGUUGGUACCAAUAGCCUAGUGCAUAUAGCAUUAGACUCAACUAUGUUGACAACCCCUGGUUCAAAUCCCACGCCUUCCACAUCACCCAGGUGUAAUACCUAGGUAGACAAUGCCGAAGCAGGAAGCUUCUGAUCCUUUAGAAUAAAUUCUCUAUAUCAGUGGCAUCUUUGCAGAGACUUUUUCGGAGUAAAAGGCUAUAAACACGUCGAAA